GACUCGGCGACCUAGGGCCCACCUGUCGGUGACCGAGUACGUGCUCGGUGCCGCAUUCAUGACUGCGACGGGAAAGCCAGUGCCGUGCGCGAGCGAUCCGAGCAAGAGCAACCGAGCGGGACGGUGGGAGACUGGGAGGUGCUCCAUCUCGCGCGCCUUCCAUCACAAGGAUCUCCACGCGUCGACCAUCCGAGGUGCUCGAGGAUCGGGGUCCACGUGAACCCACCGGCACCUUCUGCAGUUUCUGCUUCCUAGCCCUAGGUCGAAGUCUUCUUUGAUCAAUCGAGUCAAUCAGAGAAGUUGCAUUUUGUUGUCGUCUCAUCAGGCAGGCGAUCUGAUCGGCGACAUGUCUGAAUGUCGUAUCGGACUUUAUCGAUCAUCUCCACAGUGCCAUGCCUUCCUCUUCUCUAGUGCCUGAGCCCUGAAGUGACCAAUAUUGUCGGUGGUUUAACCAUGGGAGGAGGAAACGAAUUCUUGGUGGGGAUGACCGGCUCUGCUCCUGAUUCUGCCCGCCAGAAGCGGUGUCACGACACUGCCAACGGUGAGGUGCGGGACGGCGACACUGUGGUAAAGAACGGGAAGACGUCCGAUGCUGCCUCCGUAGAGAAGAGGGAGAAAAAGGAACAUCUGUUUAAAUGCAGUGCCUACCAUGGGAAGGAUACGGACAUGUGGAGUGGCGACCAGAGGAUAAACAAGAGCAGGGUGCCUGCCGCAUUAUGUGAGCAGGGAAGGGAAAUGGAUGAUGACCUGAACAAAACCAACAGCAAGGAGAGGAUGAUGGGUGUUGAACUGGACAAGGAAAAGACGAUUACAUCGGAUGACUGCAGUAAGGUUGAGGGUAAGAAAAAGUUCAACACCGCAUCCCCUGAGGAGGAGAGGAAGAAGAAACCUCACAAUGCCAGCACUGGGAAGAAUAUGCAAAGGGAUGAUGACAAGGAGGUGGUAAGGAUUAUGAGUAACUCUGAUACUAAGGUGAAGAUCAAGAAGGUGUCCACCCCAUUACCUAAGAAGGAGAAGAAUAAGGAAAAGCUAAACAAAACCUACCGAGAGAAGAAGAUGCAGGCUGCUGACAGCAAGAUGCGGAGUUGUUACAGUGGAGUGAAGAAGGGGAAGGUGCCCACAGCAUUUUGUGAUAAAGAAAAGAAAAGGAAAAUGCCUGACAAUACCAGUAGUGAGAAGGAGACUGCACCAAUCACACCUGCUGUUAAAGAGAAGAAAAUGAGGACGACUGAGAGCAUGGAGAUUAAGAUGAGACAUGACAGACAGAAUAGGAGAAAUGUGCCGCUUGAUGUAUCUAACUUGAAGAUGGGUACAUCAAGUGGCUCUAACUAUAAAAUAUGGAAGGAGAAAUUACCACACACAUUAUUGAAGGAAAAAAAGAGGAUGUGGCGCAAUGAUAGUGAUAAGAUUUAUGGUGGCAGGGUGAAGGAAUUGAAAAUAUUUAGCGGCGGCAAGGAAAAGAAUAAUCAGGCUCCCAUUGCAUUUUUAAAGUUCGUACGCAACAAUGCCGAGAAAUUUCUGGUGAUACCACGAAUUGUUGCACCCAGACUGGAGUAUUUGACUAAUCAACUUGUGUAUCUUAAAGAUUCAAAGGGAAAAUGUUUAAAGGUCCUGGUAUCGAAGGUGGUUGAUUCCCUUGCUUUUGAUCAGGGAUGGGAUGUUUUUGUCUCAAACCAUUUGAUUAAAUGGGGUGAAUUUCUGUUGUUUGAGUAUAUUGCUGAGCGUACAUUUUCUGUGCGGGUUUUUGGUACGGAUUCUUGUGAAAGACUCGACUUCAAUCCUGAGAGCACAAAUAAAGGUGAAACUAAGAAACAGGCAUGGAGUAAUAUGCCACCUGAUGAUUUGGUCGUCACAGAUGGUAUUUCAGAAAACAGUGGCUACUAUGUUUCUGGCGAAUGUCCUAGGACCAAAGUGCCUCAAACAUGUCAUGUAACUUGCAAUACAAAAAAAGACCCUAAACGAGUUGAACGUGUGGUUGGAUCUGGACCAGUGGCACAAGAUAUCAGUGGUAAUUUGAUUGGUCCACAGUGCAAAACAAAGGGUACUCCACUGUGCAGCAAAGGAAAAACAGUAAUUAUGAUUAUAGAUUCUGAAGAUUCUGAACCUUCCGCGCAUGAAAAAGAGGAUACAAUGAAGCUAGCCACAUCAGGACCAGAUUCAGAUAUAAGUCUUGUGGCUGUUAAUACCAAUGAGGACCCUAUAAGAGCUCAAAGUGGCAUUGGGAAUGGACCCUCAGCUGUACUAGCUGACGAGAAGGGGAAUUUCCCUGAAAUUGAGUGUGGAACCAAGUGCAUUUCAGCAACAUGCAGUGAAGUAAAAACAGUAUCUCAAAUUAUAAGUGCUACAGCUCUCUUAGAUUUACAUGAUUCAGAUGAAAAUUUAGGCAGAAAACAAAGAACAAAUGCCAUUCCUUUAGAUUCUAGGACAACCGCGGAAGAUUAUCAUAAUUAUAGCAAGAUGAUCAUUAUCCAAAACUUUAAUAGAAAAUAUGAAGCUCCUGGAGGUUUCCGAUGCUUGGAGAAGUGGAGGAAGGAUGUUGUGAACAAUCAAACAGCUCUUGAUUGCACUGCACCGAUUAAACAUGAAAACCCACAAAAAACUGACGGCAUGUUGGUUGAUGGUUACGGUUUGAUUGAACUGAACCCAGUAGAUGAGUACAUUUGUUCCGAGGGAAAUCAUGAAUGUGUCCAACCAGUAUUCACAAUGCCCAUCAAAGAACCAUCAAGUGCUGACAGAGUAAUCGAUUGCGGACGUGAUGGGACAGAGAUCAACUAUAGCAUCAAUGAGAAAGAUGGAGGGUCCAUUGAGAAAACCUCAAGUCCUGACGAAAUAUCUAAAUGCAAGAAUAGCAUGAUGGAGACUGCACAUAAUGUCAAUGGAAAAGGAACUACUGCUCAAUUUGAAACCAAAAUGGAUCAAGCGGAGCCAGCGAGGAGCGGUGUACGCAGCAAAAUUUGCAACAGUGUUGUACCUGCCAACGAGUCAGAACACCGUUCCACCAAACAGGAAGGCAGAAUGUCUAGUAACCGUGAGGUCCCAGAGUCUUUGUUGCCUACAAAGGACGAAAUUCCGGAGCCGGAUCAUCAUUCUCCACCAGAGAUCAACUUCCAACUGUGCAUUCCUGAUACUACUCAGAAAUGGCUUGACCUAUCCAAGUCGCUUUCCAAUGCAGUUAGACGACAGAGAAGGCAUGACUAUGAUGUCAUAAUGCUGAAGGACCCCAAGAAGAGACUAUGGCCUGUCGUUUACCACGACAGCCUGUUAUUUGUGGGAUUCACCGCGGGCUGGAAACAUUUCGUGGCAUCAAACGACCUUCGGGCUGGGGAUGUUUGCGAACUUGUUAAGGAGCCAGACGAUGGUGAGCCGGUGUACUCUGUCCGGAUGUCUGAUCACAAAAUUUAAAGCCGCCCCGGCUUUAUCUGUGCGCUUCUCUUCUGUUAGACCUCCAAGAAGCAUGGUGCAGCCGACUUGCGGACCUUGUGAAAAGCAUGUGGGUCUGCCCCCCCUUUUUUUUGCUGGAAGUCAUGGAGAAACCAUGUGGGUCAGGCGUUUCUGCGUGGAUUUUUGACGAUCCACAGCCUAUAAAAACAUAGAGCGACACAGCUGUAGUAGUACUGUAGAAGUCGGGCAGUGUGGGACUGCAACAUGAAUUGUGAUGUGUUGUGUGGUUGGGACUUGGAAGUGGUGGUGUAACCAUGUGCUGUGAUGUUGCAGCCAUGUGCGCGCGGUGGUCAUGGUCGAUUUUGCUCUCUGCCGUUUGAACAUUCCGACCAUGCCUGAACUGGAUAAAGAUUUCAGUAUAUAAUAGUGUACUGUUACUACUUA
This is a messenger RNA of Zea mays, 3825 nucleotides long. RefSeq names its product B3 domain-containing protein Os02g0598200. The coding region runs from base 454 to 3402 and encodes 982 amino acids. The transcript is spliced from 8 exons. Gene Ontology annotation, molecular function: DNA binding. The record is from RefSeq and is a predicted model, not a curated record. Lineage: Eukaryota; Viridiplantae; Streptophyta; Magnoliopsida; Poales; Poaceae.